AGUGCGGCAGCCGCGGCCAGCCCUGGCCGUCCUCCGCACUGGGGACUGACCGUGUCGACCGCCGUUGCGGAGCGCGCAGACCGAGCGCCUGGGGAAGGCGGAGAUGGAGACGUGACUGCCAUGAACCAGGACCUGCUGAGUUUUCUGCUGCCUUCGGAAUCCAGCUUAUACUUAUUUUGACAAAGGCAAGCUUGAAAGCAGUUACUUGAGGACAGUUUGGAUAACAUCUAGGUAAUCAAAACAGGCACAAUGAAGCACUUCCUGAGAAUGUUGAUCCAGGUGUGCCUGUAUUUUUACUGUAAGUUUUUAUGGCGCUGCCUGAAGUUUGUAAUGAGGAAGCUGACCGGAAGAUGUGAACUGCAACGGAUCUGUUACAAUACCAAGCCUGGAGCUUCUAGAACCAUGAAGAUCGAAACAUCAUUGAGGGGUUCAAAAAGUAAGCUGUUGCAGACUUCAGUGACUGUUCACCUUGAUGCUAUUGAAAAAACUAUAGAAGACAUCAUGGAACUGAAAAAAAUCAACCCCGACAUAAAUCCACAGUUGGGAAUCUCUCUUCAGGCUUGCCUUCUGCAGAUCGUUGGGUACAGAAAUCUUAUUGCAGAUGUGGAGAAACUGCGCAGAGAACCCUAUGAUUCUGAUAACUCCCAACACGAGGAAAUGCUUCUGAAGUUAUGGAAAUUUUUGAAGCCUAACACUCCGCUGGCAUCUCGGAUUUCUAAGCAAUGGUGUGAAAUUGGUUUCCAAGGUGAUGAUCCUAAAACAGAUUUUCGAGGAAUGGGACUCCUGGGACUGUACAAUUUGCAGUAUUUUGCAGAAAGAGAUGCUACAGCAGCUCAGCAGGUCCUCUCUGACUCUCUUCAUCCAAAAUGCAGCAAAUUCAGCAAAACAGAAUGGGAGCAGAAAAGGAUGGACAAAGCUAUUGGGUACUCCUUUGCAAUCGUGGGCAUCAACAUCACUGACCUGGCGUAUAAUCUACUGGUGAGCGGAGCUCUAAAAACUCACUUUUAUAACGUUGCGCCGGAAGCACCAACUUUGUCGCACUUCCAGCAAACAUUCUGCUAUUUGAUGCACGAGUUUCAUAAGUUUUGGAUUGAAGAAGACCCCAUGGACAUAAUGGAAUUUAAUCGUGUGAGGGAGAAAUUCCGCAAGAGGAUCGUAAAACAGCUGCAGAACCCAGAGAUGGCACUGUGCCCACACUUUGCUGCCUCAGAAGGUUUAAUCAACAUAUAGUUGCCCACGCUGAUUUUAAUGGAUACCCCAGAACACUGCCUCAUUUUUGUGUUAGAUCUCUGCUUUGGCCCAGCUCACACACCGAAUGCACAUGGUGAUUGUAUGCAUGCCUUUUGGUACAGUGUUUUCAUCUCCUGGUCAUAAUUACCAGAUCCUCAGAUCUGUCACCCAGUGACUGCUCACAUUGUGGCAUUAUGCGGUGUUACAUCCUGCCUUAACACCAGGUAUGGAGAGAGUUUUCUAUUUUUUUUUUUUUUUAGGUUGUUUUCCUCCCUCUCCUAAUUCUGCAUUGAAGAACUGUAUUUCUCUAGCUGUAUUUUGUAUGUAAGAGAGUUAGUUGAAUCUUGUUCUGUGGAAGUCUUUUAACUUAUUGAUAUGUUUCAUGACUACUGCUGCUAGCUUUUCAAGCCAGACUCAUGCUUGGGGCUCAUUCCAAUAAAGUAUAAGACUUUAAAAUAGUACAGACAGACACAUGAUAAGCCAAACCAUUCCUGCAAACAUAGUUGUGCUUCACAAAAAUGUAACAAGGCUUAUAAGAAGCAAAUUUAGAUAGGUGUUGUUUUUGUUUGAAGUACUGCACAAUUAUAUUGUAACUUACCCCCAAGUCUGUUAUAGUUAUUUGGAUAUCCAAUUAUUUUAUUUCCAUAAUUUCACUGGAUUAGAUGCCUAAAUAUGUUUAUGAUGCUUAGAGCCUCAGAAAAGGAGUAUAUAUACAUACAUCACAAGCUGCAAAAGGGUUUUCACUGCCCGCCUCUUGCUGAACUCAGAGUUAUACCCUGGCACUGUUCUGAUCCAAACAUCUUUGCUUGGGGAACUGAAUAUGCUGACUGGUUCGCUUUCUCUGUCAAGAGGCAAUAUUAAAAAACAAUUUACAGAAAAAUGCGUUGCAAAAGAGGAACCUCAGCUAUGUCAUUCUGCAAUAGUUCUUGAAAAUAAUGGCCUUGUCUUGUGUCAGUAGAAGUAAAUUGCAUGGAGGGGGGAAAAGAUCUAAUCAUUCCAAAACUGCUAAAAAUCAUUUUAAAAGCCAUGACUUAGUUUGGAAUUAUGAUUGUAGUCUGUUGAAUAAUAUUUACCGUGGCAUUUCAUACCCAUGGUAUUUUAUACCUUCUACCAGUUUUAGUAUUAUUAGACAUUUGUGUAAUCACUUGCUUAUUUAAAUGAAUUUUGAGUACUGCCUGUCAGUUAUAUGAAUAAAUGACAUGUCACUGUAUUGUAACAUA
This is a messenger RNA of Molossus molossus (Pallas's mastiff bat), 2450 nucleotides long. RefSeq names its product ELMO domain containing 1 (gene ELMOD1). Gene Ontology annotation, molecular function: GTPase activator activity. Lineage: Eukaryota; Metazoa; Chordata; Mammalia; Chiroptera; Molossidae. The transcript is spliced from 11 exons. Bases 250 to 1230 code for a protein of 326 amino acids. The record is from RefSeq and is a predicted model, not a curated record.